AUGACCAACAAGGAGCAAAUUGAAAAUCUUGAAGCUGGACUCCAGAGGAAUAGGAUUGAGUCAGGAGUUUUCGAACCAUCAUUAAGCCCUUAUAUGCUGUAUCUUCCAAGUCUGAUCUAUCAGUCCACAUGGUUGGAGAAAAUAAGGAGGGAGCAAGAUUUGGACCAACUAGUAGAAACCCAGCUCCUUGCUGGCCAAACAUGCACUAUAUAUUUGUUUUUCAGCGCUUGUUGUCUUAGAUUCCUCUGCCAGGUCCUUUUCUAUUUUAAUCAUGUAUUUUCAUCGAAUACAGUAGCCGUAGUUUUAGAACAGAACUUAGUUUCUGCUAUCUCUUCAAGUACACAAAUUACUCCGAAGGAUCAUUUGACUGUUGAAUCAGCAGACCCUUGCUUCUCAAUAGGAUGUAAAGCUGCCAAUGCUGGAAACUUUCAUCCUCUGCAGGCUUGUUGGUUGAAGAUCUUUCAAAAACUGGUACAGUUAUCUCGAUUCAGAGACUUGUUGAUAAAGCUCUGUCCGCGACUUGAACCCUAA
Daucus carota subsp. sativus is the source of this 531-nucleotide messenger RNA. RefSeq lists its product as uncharacterized. Lineage: Eukaryota; Viridiplantae; Streptophyta; Magnoliopsida; Apiales; Apiaceae. Bases 1 to 531 code for a protein of 176 amino acids. The transcript has 3 exons. The record is from RefSeq and is a predicted model, not a curated record.